Polypterus senegalus (gray bichir) is the source of this 2256-nucleotide messenger RNA. RefSeq names its product nicalin (gene ncln). Lineage: Eukaryota; Metazoa; Chordata; Cladistia; Polypteriformes; Polypteridae. Gene Ontology annotation, cellular component: endoplasmic reticulum membrane. Bases 185 to 1870 code for a protein of 561 amino acids. Gene Ontology annotation, biological process: regulation of signal transduction. The record is from RefSeq and is a predicted model, not a curated record. The transcript has 15 exons.
GCCUGCAAGAAUCGCCUGAAAGACCUCUGCACCGACUCGUGUGUGAGUGAGCAGUCGAAACUGUCAGAUUUGUAUCCUCGAUUGAAUAGAGGACGGGGGUGGGGGCUCUUUGGAAUCAGAGUUUUCGUGAAUUAUUUUUUAUUUGUACAGUCAACUCUGAGACGUUUACUUUGACGACGCCACAAUGCUGGAGGAGGCGAGCGAAGUAUUUGAGAACAUGCUGAAGUCUUCAUUCCCCCUGACGUUCAUCGUGUUCCUGCCUGCUGUGCUCAUUCUUGUCUCGCCGCUUCCAGCAGAAGCGGCCCACGAGUUCACCGUCUAUCGCAUGCAGCAGUAUGACCUGCAGGGCCAGCCGUACGGGACAAGAAAUGCCAUGCUCAACACAGAAGCACGUACGGUGGAGGCGGAAGUACUUAGCCGUCGCUGUGUCCUAAUGCGGCUUAUUGAUUUUUCCUACGAGAAGUAUCAGAAAGUGAUUCGGCAGUCAGCUGGUGCUGUUGUGAUCAUUUUGCCAAAGAACAUGUCCACUAUGCCACAGGAUGUGGUGCAGCAAUUCAUGGAGAUAGAGCCAGAGUUGAUGUCCACUGAGACCAUUGUGCCAGUCUACUUUGCGCUAGAAGAUGAAGAUUUGCUCUCCAUAUAUGAGCAGACACAGACUUCGUCUUCCUCGCAAGGCUCUGCCUCAGCUGCAGAAGUGCUGCUCCACACUGCAACUGCCAAUGGCUUCCAAAUGGUGACCAGUGGUGCCCAGAGCAAAGCAGUUAGUGACUGGGCCAUCACCAGCCUGGAGGGCAGGCUGACUGGUUUAGGUGGUGAAGAUCUUCCAACCAUUGUCUUGGUUGCUCACUACGACUCAUUUGGUGUGGCUCCUUGGCUUUCCUAUGGCGCAGACUCCAAUGCUAGUGGUAUAUCAGCAAUCCUAGAGUUGGCACGGCUCUUCUCUCGCCUCUACACCUACAAAAGGACGCAUGCUGCGUACAACUUGCUCUUUUUCGUUUCUGGUGGUGGAAAAUUUAACUAUCAAGGCACAAAACGCUGGCUGGAAGAUAAUCUCGAUCACACAGAUUCUAGCCUGUUACAGGACAACGUUGCCUUUGUUUUAUGCCUUGACACAUUGGGGGCAGGUGAUACCCUACAUCUCCAUGUGUCCAAGCCACCAAAAGAGGGUAGCCCACAGCACAUGCUUCUCCGAGAGCUGGAGACUGUGGUCACCAGUCAGUACCCAGAUAUCAAAUUCUCUAUGGUGCAUAAGAAAAUCAACCUGGCUGAUGACACCUUGGCCUGGGAACAUGAACGUUUUGGCAUCCGUCGCCUACCAGCUUUCACACUUUCCCAUUUGGAGAGUCAUCGGAGUGCCCACCGUAACAGCAUCAUGGAUGUGCGCUCAAAAGUUGAUGUAAAAAAACUGGCACGUAACACCAAAAUUGUGGCAGAAGCUCUUGCUAGAGUGAUCUACAAUUUGACUGAGAAGAGUGCCCCUAGAGAUCUACAGAUCUUCACUGAACAAAUGCAGGUUCAAGAGCAGCAGCUUUCUGCUGUUAUCGAUUGGCUGACUUCUCUGCCUCGUGCAGCCCAGCUCAUUGACAAAGACAGUAGUGUGAUCAGUACACUCGAGUACAUCAUGGGACGCUACCUCAAAGAUAUUAAAAGACAUUACGUCAAGGCAGAUAAAAGAGAUCCAGAGUUUGUCUUCUAUGACCAACUAAAACAGACGUUGAAUGCAUACAGAGUGAAGCCUGCCAUCUUUGAUCUUCUAUUGGCAGUCUGCAUAGCUGCAUACCUAGGGGCCAUGUACAUGGCAGUUCAGAACUUUGGUGUGCUAUACAAUAUGGUCAGGAGGGUGAUCCAGCCAAAAUCUAAACAGCAUUAAAGUCUGGCUAUCAGUGCACCCACUGUAAAGGCUCUGUAAACAGUAAUGCCAUUGAAAGAACAAAAAAAAAAUCUCGGUGGCGCCAAAUGGGAUUCAUUUUGAAGCGGUUUUCUGGUGUUUGAAAGUUCCUGCUGUCCUGUAGGGGAAUGGAAGAGCCGGUCAACUUCCUCCCAUUGUGAGUCGACUUGCCGCUGGUCCAUAGCACUCCAUGACUGGUUUUUGGACAGUGGGGACCUGCCAACCUCCAUUAUGGUUUUCAUUUUGAAUCCGCAGCAACUCUGGGAUGUGGUUUAUGGUACUGAGAAAAUGUGAAACACUGGAAACUUUAAUUUGGGAGUGUGGUGGGAGCAUGUGGGGCAUUUUUAAUUAACUUGGAAAAAAAAAAA